AUGUUGAGCAGAGUCGCAAACAAGUCGUCCAAGGCAUUGUCCAGGGGAUUCUCCACUGCCUCUCGCAAUGGCGGCAACCAACAAAAGAGCAGAUUCUCCAAGGCAGCCUUUGGCUUCGGUAUUACCGCCGCCUCAUUGGCCCUGUUUGGCACUACUAUGUUGGCCGACGAGGAUAGAACCAAGGCAUUGAUUCGCGAUAAGCAAAAGUCUAACUUUGAGAAGUUCGCCACAACUACCAUCAAUGGCGAGAAAUAUAUGACUGCGGAUGACUUCUUGAAUGCUCUGACCACACCAGAGUCUGAGGGAAGAGGCGAUCAGUUGCUCAAGGCCACCCUCGAUGCUGAUAAGUUCAAGGUCCUCUUCCAGAUGGCCGAUAUCGAUCACACUGGUCACAUCAGUCUUGAGGAGUACUGCAUGUUUGACGAGCUCAUGUCCAAGCCAGAGGCUGAGUACUUCCUGGCAUUCAAGCUGUUCGAUCGUGAUGGCAAUGGUUUCAUCUCAAAGAAUGACUUCCAGAAUGUCGUGUCUGCAAGUUUGGACCCAGCCAUCCCAUUCGACUUUAACUGUGAGCUGGUCAACCUUUACUUUGGAAACGGCAAGUCAGAGCUUAACUACAGCCAGUUCACUCAACUGCUGAAGGACUUCCAACAAGAGAGAGUCAAGCAAGAGUUCAGAUUCUACGAUACCAACAAGACAGGUUACAUUCCAAAGGAUAAGUUCGCCCAGAUCCUCAACUCUGUGAAGUUGAGAAGAAUCCCCGAGAACAUCCGUUCAAAGCUUGAGUCGCUCGCUGAGCUCAACGUGUCGUCGGGACACGCCGACGAGGUCAGCUACCCACAGUUUGUCGCCUGCAAUGACAUGUUGCUCCAUUUCCCAUCAUACGGCCGUGUGCUCAAGGCCGCAUCAGUCAAGCGCGACAAGACAGACAUCACCAAGGAGGAGUUCCUGCAGGAGGCUAGAACAUCGACAUCGAUCGAGAUCACACCAAUGGAGGUCGAUCUCAUCUUCCAUUUGCUCGACACCAACAAGGACGGCAAGCUCAACAUCCAGGAGUUUGAGAAGAUGACCGGUGUGUCGACCACACCCUCCGUUCCAGUCGCCGCCGCCGCCCCCGUCGAGGUUGCCAGCGGCCGCAUCACCGGCAAGGGCUUCACCGCCCAGCUGCGUGAGUCGAUUGAGAACUUUGCUCUGGGCUCUGUGGCUGGUGCCAUUGGUGCCACCGCCGUCUACCCAAUCGAUCUGGUCAAGACCAGAAUGCAGAACCAGCGUGCUGUUGACCCAGCACUGAGAGUUUACAACAACAGUUGGGACUGUUUCAAGAAGGUGCUCAAGAACGAGGGCUUUGCCGGUCUCUACAGAGGUCUGGGCCCACAGCUCGUUGGUGUUGCCCCAGAGAAGGCUAUCAAGCUCACUGUCAACGAUCUGCUCCGUGGUCUGUUUGCCGACAAGAGCAAGGGCGAGAUCUACUUGCCCCUUGAGGUGCUCGCUGGAGGUGGUGCUGGAGCCUCGCAGGUCAUGUUCACCAACCCACUCGAGAUUGUCAAGAUCCGUCUGCAGGUGCAAGGCGCUGGCAAGGGCCAGAGCGCCCUGUCGAUCGUGCGCGAGCUCGGUAUCUCUGGUUUGUACAAGGGAGCCGGUGCCUGUCUGCUGCGUGACAUUCCAUUCUCUGCCAUCUACUUCCCCGCCUACGCCAAGAUGAAGACUCUGUUGGCUGACAAGGACGGCAACAUCGCACCAAAGGAUCUGUUCAUCUCUGGUAUGGUGGCCGGUAUCCCCGCCGCCUCCCUGGUGACUCCCGCUGAUGUGAUCAAGACUCGUCUGCAGGUCAAGGCCAAGACUGGCGAGCAGACCUACGAUGGUAUCCGUGACUGCGCCCAGAAGAUCUGGCGUGAGGAAGGAUUCCGCGCCUUCUUCAAGGGUUGCGUCGCUCGUGUGUUCAGAUCGUCACCUCAGUUUGGUGUCACUCUGCUCUCAUACGAGAUGCUCCAGAAGCACCUGAUGCCCCACGUCCCACCAAAGCCACCCACAUCGGCACCAAUCUCCCAGAGAGACUGGAACACUCUCCGUGGACAGGCAACACCAGUCCAGAAGGUUCAAGAGAUGGAGAGCAAGUUUGGUAGCUUCAAAUAA
This is a messenger RNA of Acytostelium subglobosum LB1, 2130 nucleotides long. RefSeq lists its product as hypothetical. Gene Ontology annotation, biological process: malate-aspartate shuttle; L-glutamate transmembrane transport; aspartate transmembrane transport. NCBI's taxonomy places the organism in Eukaryota, Evosea, Eumycetozoa, Acytosteliales, Acytosteliaceae. The record is from RefSeq and is a predicted model, not a curated record. The transcript is spliced from 5 exons. The coding region runs from base 1 to 2130 and encodes 709 amino acids. Gene Ontology annotation, molecular function: L-glutamate transmembrane transporter activity; L-aspartate transmembrane transporter activity; calcium ion binding.